UCGCUUUGCCGCCAUAGCCGUUUUAUCUACUAGUGUUUGUGAAUUGGCUUUUGGUAUGAAAGUCCGAGUCGUUGAGUGGACUUGAGUUCAGUAGUCAGUAGUGAUCGGUCGAAUGCACGGAAAGUAUGGUUAUGGGAAAAGUUGCGUUUGGUUAACUUUUUUCUUAUUAGGUUUUUCACAGCGAGAAAAAUCGGUUUCCAACGGCGUCAUCGAAUAAUUUCAUAUUCGUGUUAAAACCGGCUAUUUUACGACAGGUUAGGUAGACAAAUAUUCUGAUCUUUUUGACCGUUUGGUAUUCGCGUGACACACCUCCAAGAAAUUUUUUCUUUUUUUCGUGUGAAACAAACGAAUAGAAACAUAGUUACAUUCUAAAUAUUCGUGAACAUUAUUUUUUAUACCUUCUUAUCGAAUUGUGAUUCAGUGUUAUGACGUAUCGUGACAAGAAUAAUUCUUAAGAAAUACUAAUCGAGUGUUCUCAUGACAGUGUGAAAUAUAAAAUGUUGUAACAGUGGUAUUCUUUCUUUCAAAUAUAUCAUUUUAUGGCGGGAAAUUGAACUUUGAAGAAGCGGACGUCACCAACUGGCCUCUUCCCUCUCUGUGCGAUUAUUCUUUGGAUAUCGAGUUUUGAGUUACGAUUAGAGACACAUUCUUAUUUUAUUCGACGACGCGGAGCUCACACAGUUAAUCCAUAACUCACCGCUACCUGACUGUGUUACCUCUGAGAAUUCUUUGGAAUUUCGGCUCUCCCGGAAGGCGAUGCUUUCUAUCUUCGUUCAACGAUUCGAUUAGAAAGAUUUCGAAACGUUAAAAAAAAGCUACACAAAUGCCGAAAUCGGCAGCCAAGUGGACAUUCUGGAGAAAGUGCAAGAGGCCCGUCGGCGAGGAGAACGAGGAGAAUAAGAAAGGAAAACGGAAACGAGCAGCGGAAAUAGAGAUCGAGGUAUCGACGAAAGAGAAAGAGGUUUCGACCGUGGAAACCAAACGGAAAACCAUGGAACACACGGUCACAAGAUGCGACAUCCGUUUACCAAAAGUCACACCAAUCACCGAUGACUAUGAAAUUAGUAAUCACGUGCUUGGUCUUGGAAUAAACGGAAAAGUUGUUCAGUGUUAUGACAAAAAUACCAGGGAAAAAUAUGCGCUCAAGGUACUGUACGAUUGUGUAAAAGCACGAAGGGAAGUUGAAUUGCAUUGGAGAGCAUCAAACUGCAGGCACAUAGUGCAAGUCAAAGAUGUAUAUGAAAAUACAUAUAGUGGAAAUAAAUGUUUAUUAGUUAUUAUGGAAUGUAUGGAAGGAGGAGAACUGUUUGAGAGAAUACAAGAUAGGCAAGAUGGUGCUUUCACAGAGAGAGAAGCUGCACAAAUAAUGUAUGAAAUUUGUGUUGCUGUAAAGCACCUGCAUGAUAUGAAUAUUGCACACAGAGACCUUAAGCCGGAAAAUCUUUUGUACUCUAAGCCUGAUAGUACUGGAAUAUUGAAACUUACUGAUUUUGGUUUUGCGAAAGAGACUCAUAUGAAAGAUACACUACAAACCCCAUGUUAUACGCCAUACUAUGUUGCUCCUGAAGUUUUGGGACCAGAGAAAUAUGACAAAAGCUGUGAUAUUUGGUCACUUGGAGUUAUAAUGUAUAUACUAUUGUGUGGUUUCCCACCUUUCUACAGUAAUCAUGGUUUAGCAAUUUCACCAGGAAUGAAAAAAAGAAUCCGGUUAGGCCAAUACGACUUUCCAUCCCCUGAAUGGUCUAAUGUAAGCACAGAGGCAAAGAAUCUCAUCAAGGGUAUGUUGUGUACAGAUCCAGCUCAAAGACUUCAAAUCGACGAAGUUAUGCGCAACAAAUGGAUUGCUCAAUACACGGAAGUACCCCCCACGCCUUUACAUACUGGUCGCGUACUCCGAGAAGGCGAAGAACUUUGGCCAGAAGUUCAAGAAGAAAUGACACGGUCAUUAGCUACCAUGCGCGUAGACUACGAUACGGCCAAUUUGAAACAAUUAGAUCACACAAAUAACGCGUUAUUAAACAAACGUAGACGAGCGAAACAAAAAAACGCUGUACCACCGACUGCUAAUCCUACGCCAGCAUCCUAGGGAGACGCAAUAAGAGCCAGUCAACACUGGCGUGUCUUUUUACGAAGAUGUAUAAGGUAUAGUGUAAUGACCAUGAGAAUUGUUUUUUGACAGUUACAUAAUGUAAAAUAUAAAAAAUUCAUGCAGAAUAGUCUUGAAAAAUCCUGCCUACGUCGAGAUAUUAGGCGCAUGAAAUUGAAUUUGACAUUUUAAAUAUUUUUAAAAUACUAUUGAUCCGUAAUUGCUAAAUUUGAAUGACAGGAACACAGUUGAAAUAAUAAGCAGAGGAUAUUUUACCAGUUAUGGUGCAUUUUUCGCGACUUAAAAGAUUUAAUAAAACAGAAAGAAGUACCAGGAAUAAAAAUCAAUCUGAUACGACUAAAUAAUUUAUAUUACAAUUUAUAUUUAUUGAUGAAACGUUAAUAAGAAAAACGUUUUGUCAUCAGUAACUGCAUAUAUAAUAAAUUCAUAUUGAAAAGAAAUAUAACAAAAUAUUUUUCAAUUUUAAAUGGAAUGUUGGACUUCAUAAUGAAGGUCUGUUAUCUAAUAUAAAAGAAUACGCCACCUAAUUAGCAGCUUCUCAUUGAUUUACUUAAAAUUUAAGUCUUAAAUCAUAAAUUAUAAUGCUUGGCAAUUUUUAUGUGUAUAGUGGUAUUUCCUAUAUUAUCUUUAAAUUAUUAAACUACUAUUAUUUAUCGCGAUUGACGUAUAAAACAAAAAUACAUCAUGCCAAUUUUUAUUAAUAAGUUUUUUCAGUUGUUAUUUGUGUACAGUUACAAUUCAUUCAAACUAUGAAAAAAGCGUUUAAUUAAAAAAUAAUGCAAACAUGUGUAAUGUACUUUUAAGUGAUAUUUUGACUGAGGCUGAAUACAUGUAAGAAUCCUUAUAAUUGUUGCAAGGUGCUAACAUAUGUUGCUCUAAUUAUUUCGUAGGCAUUAAAACAAUACUACAAUUUCCUAAUUUUUUAAAUAAAUAAAAUUUAUAGUAAAAGAUGGAACUUAGGAACAAAGAUGUACACAUUACAAUAUAAAUGUAGUAAUUAUAUUUUUUUAGAUGUAUUAUAAGACAAAAAUUGAAAUUUAGACUAAAGAAAUGCCUUAACCAACAUCAGAUCAAUUUUUAGUUUAAUAUGUAAUUAGCAUAAUUAAAUAUUUCAAUUAGGUACAGAUCCAGUAAAGUGUAAGGCGAGAGGUGAUGAAAUCUCAUGAAUGUAUCAUUGUUUCUUCUGAGGCAACGUCUAUGUUAUGAAUGUAAAUAUUAUAUGUAUGAAGUAUUUUUAAUAAGAUACUUGUAGUUGAAGCUAUGAUUAUUCAUAUUACCAAUAGCUCUCCAUGAUAAGUAUUAGAAAUGUUUAAUAGAUGAAAAUAGAUCUUACGACUGAUAAAUAAUGAGAAAAUUAGGCCUCAAUUGUUUUCACAGUUCUAUAUCAUUGAUUUAUUUUCAGAAUAAUAGAAUUCUAAACUAAGUACUAUAUUUAGUAAUAUACUUAUUAUUAAAUAAUAGAUUAUUUUAGAAUCGUGGAAACAAGACUUCCUCAAAAUAAACAUUAUGUAAUGGUUCAGCUUCUAAACCUCAUUAAAAAUAAUCAAACUGAAGGUCAACUAGUUGUAUACGAAAACUGACGCAAACUUAAAGAAAGGACAACUCUACACUACAUUUUUAAAUUAAAAUAAUACGUUUAGUUUCAAAUAUCAUAUAAACGACUGUUGCAUUAUUGUACUUGAUAAUACUGAAAUAGUACAAGUGUUGUUUACGAUUUUAUAGAUUAACAUUAUUAGAAAACGAAAAUAAGUAUGCGUGCUUUGAGUUGGACUAUACUAUCGAAAUAUUUUUGUAAUGGAUUCAAGUAUAUUGAUUUGCACUGCAUUUAUAAAACUUGACAAUAAAUGUAAAAAGUAUCUUUAAUUAAUGCAAUGUCAGUAAAUCUCUGUUUGGUACAGCCUUUGUCCACUGUAUAA
Molecule: messenger RNA, 4023 nt
Organism: Bombus pascuorum
Lineage: Eukaryota; Metazoa; Arthropoda; Insecta; Hymenoptera; Apidae
Gene: MAPk-Ak2
Product: MAP kinase-activated protein kinase 2
Exons: 10
Coding region: 824-2086 (420 amino acids)
Biological process (GO): peptidyl-serine phosphorylation; protein autophosphorylation; intracellular signal transduction
Cellular component (GO): cytoplasm; nucleus
Molecular function (GO): mitogen-activated protein kinase binding; ATP binding; calcium-dependent protein serine/threonine kinase activity
Source: RefSeq, a predicted model, not a curated record